Molecule: messenger RNA, 7054 nt
Organism: Phasianus colchicus (ring-necked pheasant)
Lineage: Eukaryota; Metazoa; Chordata; Aves; Galliformes; Phasianidae
Gene: SPIRE1
Product: spire type actin nucleation factor 1
Biological process (GO): Golgi vesicle transport; actin filament polymerization; actin nucleation
Cellular component (GO): cytoplasmic vesicle membrane; cell cortex
Molecular function (GO): microtubule binding; actin binding
Source: RefSeq, a predicted model, not a curated record
CCGGGCUGUCCGGCGGCCUGCUGCCACUGCUGGGGCGGGGAGGAUGAGCGCGGCGGGACCGCGCGGCAGCACCACGAGCAGCGGCAGCGACACCGCGAGCGGCAGCGGCAGCGGCCGGGCCUGAGCCGAGGAGCAGCGCGGGCAGCCCGGGCUGCGGAGCGGGGCAUGGCGCUGCCGGGGGAGCGCGGCGCGGAGCCCCAGCCCGGCGCCUCCCGCCCCUCCGCCGCCGCCGCCGAGGAGGAGGACGGCGGGGCCGGCGGGCAGCCGGAGGCGCUGUCGCUGGAGGAGAUCCUCCGGCUCUACAACCAGCCCAUCAACGAGGAGCAGGCGUGGGCCGUCUGCUACCAGUGCUGCGCCUGGCUGCGGGCCCGCCGCCGGGAGAGCCCCGCGAGCAGGCUGGGGGCGGCCGCCCACCUCCGCGUGUGGCGGGACGGGGCCGUCACCCUGCAGCAGGCCGAGCCGCGCCGCGCGCCGCCCGCCGCAGAUAAAUCGGAGCAUUUACACUGCACAGAAAUGGAGGUUAUUGAAUCCCUAGGGAUUAUUAUAUAUAAAGCCUUGGACUAUGGCUUGAAGGACAAUGAAGAGCGGGAAUUAAGUCCUCCACUGGAGCAGCUGAUAGACCACAUGACCAACACCACAGAAACCGACGGGAGUCGAGAUGAGGGAUACGAUGCGCUGGAUGAGGGGGUGGAGGAUGAUGACGAUGAUGACAAAGAGGAAGUUGAGGCUAUUCAUUCCUAUAAGGAUGUCAUGAAGCUGUGUGCCGCCCACCUGCCAACUCCAUCAGAGGCACCGAACCACUAUCAAGCAGUGUGCCGAGCUCUGUUUGCUGAAACAAUGGAGCUGUACACUUUCUUGGCCAAAAUUAAAAGUGCAAAAGAGAAUCUGAAGAAGAUUCAAGAAAUGGAUAAAGAGACAAGUGAUGAAUCCAGCACAGAUCUUGAUGAAUUAAAGAAUGCUGACUGGGCUCGUUUUUGGGUACAGGUGAUGCGGGAUUUACGAAAUGGUGUCAAACUGAAGAAAGUCCAAGAGCGUCAAUACAACCCACUCCCCAUAGAAUAUCAGCUCACACCAUAUGAAAUGCUGAUGGAUGAUAUUAGAUCCAAACGAUAUACCUUAAGAAAGGUCAUGGUCAAUGGUGACAUUCCACCUCGAUUAAAAAAGAGUGCCCAUGAAAUAAUCCUGGAUUUCAUCCGAUCACGACCUCCAUUAAAUCCUGCCUCUGCAAGAAAACUGAAACCAACCCCACCACGGCCACGCAGCCUUCAUGAGAGGAUACUGGAGGAAAUCAAGGCUGAGAGGAAGCUGCGUCCAGUCUCACCAGAUGAGAUAAGGCGUAGCAGGCUGGAUGUCUCUGCACCAGAGGCUGGAAGGAAGUCAGCGGAUGGCUCUGUGGCAAAUGGCAGCCUGGCAUCGCGGGGGAAGCAGAACGGGGCCACGCAAGUGACAGUGCAGCGGAAGAGACUCCUGAAGGCUCCCACGUUGGCUGAACUUGACAGCUCAGAUUCGGAGGAGGAAUCAGUGCACAAAUCAACAAGUAGCAGCAGCAUUUCCCCCUCACAAGUGGAAGACCCCUCUCAGGAAGGUACCAGCAGAAAGACACCUCCAAAGUUCUUGCCCAUAUCAUCUACACCACAGCCAGAGAGACGGCAACCACCUCAGAGACGACACUCCAUUGAAAAGGAAACUCCAACCAAUGUCAGACAGUUUCUACCACCUUCAAAACAGAGCUCCAGAUCACUUGAGGAGUUUUGUUACCCGGUGGAGUGCCUGGCUCUGACGGUGGAGGAAGUCAUGCACAUCCGUCAGGUGCUCGUGAAGGCAGAGCUGGAAAAGUACCAGCAGUAUAAAGAUGUCUACACUGCUCUGAAGAAAGGAAAGCUCUGCUUUUGCUGUCGGACAAGAAGGUUUUCUUUCUUUACCUGGUCUUACACUUGUCAGUUCUGUAAAAGGCCUGUAUGCUCACAGUGCUGCAAAAAGAUGCGAUUGCCAUCAAAGCCAUAUUCCACUCUCCCCAUCUUCUCACUGGGACCUUCCACCUUGCAGCGAGGAGAGAGCUUCAUGAGGCCAGAGAAGCCCUCCACCAGCCACCACCGGUCACUGCGGAGCAUGCCCAGGUUGGCCUCAAGGUCCAAAUCUGUGGAUAAGUCACAUGAAGAGCUGCAGUUUCCCAAAGAGUUAAUGGAGGACUGGAGCACGAUGGAGGUGUGCGUGGACUGCAAGAAGUUCAUUUCAGAAAUCAUCAAUUCGAGCCGGCGCAGCCUGUCCCUGGCCAACAAGCGAGCCAGGUUAAAAAGGAAGACACAGUCCUUCUAUAUGUCAUCGCCAGGAACCUCUGACUACCGCCCCUCUGAGAGAACUAUCAAUGAGAUCUGAGCCUCGUGCCUUUUUCUUUGCUUUUGUCUUCAUGAGGUCAUUGUCUGUAGGAGAGGUCACCAAAACAGGGUUAUCCUUCCGUUGCUUCGUUUCACUCGACUGGCUUGGAUCUGCAUUCAGUCACAGAGUUUCCUACUGCCAUGUUUUCCAGAGUUGCAGAAGCUGUGUUUUUAUCUGGACAGAAUGACAUGCAGCAGGUCAGCUGCUCACACUGGGAGAAAAUCAACAGUUUGCAAUCGUUGCCUCUUUUGUAUGCACGCAUUGAAACUAGAAAGCCUUUUCUUGCUUUCAGUCUUUUUUUUUAACCAUUCUUUGAAGCAUUUUCUGGAGUUGAGCUAAAACAUGUGCUUAACGGAGAACCCGAUCUAACAAAGUCAGUGCUAGCACAGUAGCAAGCAGUAAGUCAUAUUGGCAUUACCAAGCUAGUAAUGCUCACAUCCUGCUUUCAGAGCUCACCAGGCACUGGUGUGAGUGGCUGUGCUCCGAGCAGUCCUUCUUUGAACCAUCUCUGUUGCUCUGAGGUCAUUGUCUGACAUGUGACUGUGAUGUCUGGGCCCUGGGGCAGAAGGUGUGACUGCUCAUCGUGGGGCUGCUGCUCUUUGACGCCUCAGUGCUGCCCUGGGUGUAUCUGGGAAGGUUCCAGGAGUGCACUGCCUACUUGAAUGUGUGAUGCCAGGUACUGGUGGUAGUGAAUUCCGGUGGUAGGCGGAGUUGUACAGCGGAUGGGGAGGAUGGGAAGCAAGAGAAGCUCCUGGUGCUACUGGAGCACCUGUAGCAUUGUUCCUUGGGUUGCUCAGGGGACAGGAGGGCAGAUGUGUGCAUCUUAGCAGGCACAAAUCCCACUACGGCUCUGCUGGCAGUGUGCCCACCAAGAGCCCCAUUUUUGCUGGGGCCAUAAGUUGGCUGCAGGGACCCAUGUUUUGCUGAGAUUUGGGGUGACGCUGUCCCAGAUUGAGAGCGAUCUCUCAUUUCCCCCCCCUUGAUUCAUUCUUUUUCCCUCUUUGCUUUGCCCAUAGAAGAACACCAGGCCACUGGGUGAGAUGUUCCAACGACGCUACACUGUUAGCUGACACCAUCGCAUGCUUUUUUGCACUUUUUUUUUUUUUAAGUUGAAAAACUUUUUUUUUUAAUGCAGGCUUGACCAGAGUUUAGUCUAUAAUUUGGGUCUGGAUCAUUCUGGUGUUUAAAACUAACAUAGUUAAGUUGUUAAUACUUGAAAAUCAACUACUGUGACCUUUUCAUAUAUUUCUAAUACUCUGAGGCAUAUUUAAUAUCGCUAUAGCAGUGUAUUAUAGGAGGACAUAGCAGAAAAGUUUCAGAUCUAUUUAUUAACAUUUUUACACUAAGGAUUAAUUAUGAGCGAUACCUCAGAGCUGCAUGGAGCAGCGGGGCUGGAUCUGCCCCAUGGAUUCCAGCAAUGUGUCCAUCCCACAAGGACCUCGUGCUGGCAGAGCCUGGGCAGGGCCAGCACCACCAUCCGUACCAUACGUAGGUUGAUUUGAAAAGCCCCUUACACCUCCACACAGAUUCACCCACCUGUAUUUUUCUUUCAUUGCCGCCUUGGGAAAUGAGAGUUUAGCAGAUAGAGAGCAGUGGCGUGAAGUGAGCCAUGGGCAGGCAGGCAGGAGGCCAGGGCUGCCUGAAGCCACUGCUCCACUGCUGCUAGGAGAGCCCCUCAUCUCGGUCACAUCUGCACUUUUUCUCAUUCCUGUGCCAAAAGCAGGCCUCGUGUGUUUGCUGCAUUGUGCAUCAGGAAAACUAGGCUGAGAGAAACGCAUGAACUCUCGCUCUGAAUUUCCCUGCUGCUAUUCUGAUCAUUUUCUCCUGGAAAUGCCCUGGCCACGUGCUCUGCUUGCUCCAACUCCACUCCCCCUUGGCAACGCAGGCUGCUCAGGCCCAGGAGUCCCGCAUGCCCCUUUCCCCCUUCACAGGGCGUGGGGCAGCACCUGGCAGCCCCCAGGCCUCGGCCCACCCCCAGCGCCGGCCCUGGGCACCGCACAGCGUCUGUGGGCCCAGCGCCACGUUGGUAUCGGGGUGAAGCUUGUAAAUACAUGUAAUAUAUUUAUUGACAUUUAGGAAGCCUCCAUCAGUCAUGCAACAGGAAUUAACUUUCCACAAAGUUUAAAAACAAAAAAACAAAACUAUUUAUACGCGUGUUGGCUGUUACCUUCGUUAGAGUUAAUGCUUUCAGCCCCUCCGACAGUCUGCGCUCUGUAGGCAUUUUAGAGUGAAUUACUGCUGAACGUGGGGCAGCACGGUCAGCUCCUCCCAGCAGUUUUUAAAAUCUCCUUAUUUUUGUAGCUUUGUUACGAUGCCCAAGGUCUGUCCGAACGUACCAUGGGGGCCCACGGAGCUGAAUGGCACACAGCUGUGUAGCCUGGGGUUGGUGCUGCCGCUGCUGUGAUGGCAAGCGGGGCUUGGCUGCAGUGCUCCCAUGCAAUACACCUGACCUUGCAAAUGCUCCUGUGACUGUAUCAUUUCUGGGGGCGGUUGGUGGGCUUAUUUCUCCUUUCCCCGUUAUUUUCUUUAUAGUGGGAGGGAUGGUACUGGGUGAAAAUAAAAUGCCUUUCCAUUACAGUCUUUGUUUGUGCUAAUUCUUCACGAUGGAGCAAAUGACAGUUUCUGUCUUCUUUGCUGUACUUUUUACAGUUUUGUGAAGAACAGGCAGCCUUUUCCUCAGGCAAGGGUUUGUUGAUGAAAACAGCUGAACACCAUUGGAACAGGGGCUGGGAAUUAGGGGAAAACACUUGAUGGCCCAUGAGAACAGCACUGACUGCCUAUGCAGCCCAGCAACAGGGCAAGUCGCAGCCAGUCACUGCACGUGACACCAGCCUGUGUUACUGCUCACCGAGGCAGCCAGCAGACCCAGAUGGAAUCACAGUGCAGACAGAGGGCAACCACACACCACUGAGCAGCGAGACAGUGGCUCCCUCUGAGCUCUAGGAAGCCACAGCCUUGUCCAAGUGCUCCUGAGCACAGAGUAACUGAUGGUAUUUCUGAAGACAGCUCUGAACACUGACAGCCCGUUUUGUAUCUGGAGUACACCCAGAAGGUUUAACCGAGGCUGUCCAUUAUUUUAGAUAAAGAGUACCAUGGCAUACAGAGACACAUUGCGGACUCCUGGCCAUUAUAGCUCACUAUCUAAGGAGAUAUAAAAUGGUAAUGGUGCCACCGACUGCUCCACUUGGGGAUUUCAGUCAAAGGUAUACAAGGACAAGAUGUGAAAUCCCAAAAGAUUUUUGCCCCAAAAGGUAAACUCCAUCAGUAAUGGAACAGGAGUGCAAAGCAGCAUGCUUUAGAACCAGCUCUGAAGAGUUAGGCUGAACCCAGAGCUACCAACCCAGUAGAGCCAAGGGACAGGACUCACGUGGUCAGAGCAGAAGUGGAAGCUCUGUAUGCAAACCUCAAUGAGCAGAAAGCAGAAGAGUAAAACUCUCCACAGAAGCUUACAGAAAAUUAAGAAUCACUUCAUCUGCUACACACCAAAUCCCACCUGUACGCACUGCCAGCACGAGCAGUCACAGGGAGAACAAGCCCAGGGCUGCAGGAGCAUCACACAUCCCAAAGGUGAUGUGAGAAACAUCAGUGCCCUCCUGGCUGCAUAAAGGCUGCCAGGAGCUAGAAUUGACCUCAGGGAGAAAGCAAUCUCCUUCCUCCCCAAAGGGGCUUCCCUCUUCCUUUCAGCUCAGAGCCCAAGACAAGGUGCUGACCCGUGCCAAGUGGAGGGCAGCAGAGAAGGAAACAUCAAGCACUUCGCUGUCUAGAUCCUGUAGCACGAUGUGGAGAGAAAUCAGCCCCAAACCUACAGCAGGGAAGGGAAACAGAAAGGAGAUGCUGCUACACAAGAGAGUAAAGAUUUGUUCUGGAAGAAGGAAACAAAGGGUGAGGAAAGAAAUUGAUCAAACUGAUGCCCAGCUGUACUGAUCCAAAAAGCACAGCAGCCAAGUUUGGCUCUGGGGACAACAAAGGAUUCUUCCGGGAUGGCAGAUAGUGCUGGGAGGUGCCAUAUGCACAUCAUUUAUAUUUAAAACAACACUGAGCACAUCUGGUGUAAGAAGCAGCUUUAGACAAUUCUUCCUCUGAACUAAAUCAAUACAUGAACAUCAAAAAAACUUCUCUGUUGCCUCACAGUUGAGGCUUCAUCAUCUCCCAUAAGCACUAUGGGAAUGCUGCAGAUCAGGUUUCCACAAGCACACACACUUACUCAUCUCCUGUUCUGCUCAGAACUCUGCCAUCACUGCACUGCCCUUCCUACCAGAGGUCACUGGGUGCUGGGACAGCUCCUGCAGUCCUUACACAGGAAGCAGCACCACUCCCCUGAGAAGUGCCACAGCAACAAUGAGCAGCAAAGCCAGCCACAGUACAUCACAGGAAGGAGCUGCUACCAGGUCAGGGUCUGACGUCCUGUGCCCAACUGAGAAAGGCUUUAGGUCCACAGAAGAACAAUGCAAAUAUUAGCUACUCAAAUAAUUGCUAAUCAUGUAAAUUAAGUUUCUUUAUUAGAACCAUGUCAUUUACCUAGACUAUACUUACAUCCAAAUUAAUGUUCACUUUCAAGCUAAACAGAAUACAAAGUCUGAGAUUUCCCUUAAGCACACAGACAUUCUAAAUUACCAGAUCCAAACAGUGACCAACAUUUCACCUUUUUUUUUUUCAAGAAGCUCCUCAUGCUCUCACA